CUGUGCCUGGUGCCUUGGUGAGGGUGCUAAGGGUGUGCCAGUCCAUUCUUUUCUGAUGUUCUCCAGCCAGAAGCCUACACCACCUUACCUGGCCCCAAGGGCUCAGGCAACGCAGCUCAGUUUGUUCUCUGAAAAAGCAAAACUAUGAAAACAAUGGGAAAAAUAAGUGACUUGGUGUCUGAGGUGAUGAUAGGGUUGCUCUGUACGCUUAUAGGGAAUGUGCUAGAGGAGAAGUUUGGAGGAAGCAGCUUGAACGGCAUCUCCCGUGGGAUCCCAUGGACAUUUACACCUCAUGGAUGGGCUGGGCACCAUCAGAGAGGGAGAAGCAGCUGGGCUUAGGUCCUCCACCUGCAAAGUUGAUGCUCAGGCCCUCAGGCUAGGCUGCCCAGAUGCCCCUCUGGGGGCCCCUGGCUACACAGCUCCUGCUCUGGUCCCCUGCUAUGGGGACAGGCUGUCCUUUUGCCUCGGGCAUUUAUAGAGCUUGGUUGAGGAACUCAGUGUAACAAGAGACCUUCCUCCCCCACCCACCCCCUUUCUCCUCCCAGACGCCCCAUGGUGGGGGGGAGUCACUCCCAGUUCUCUGGAAAGAACGCAGAUCCUGUGCCCAUGGUCUGACUAUCCCUUCCUCUCCCUCCAUUCUGUCUCUAAGCCUGCCCGCCCCCACCCCUCCUCCAGGCUUCUGACUCCUCCCGGCCCUACCUACCCUUCAUUUCUGAUUGGGGCAUCUUCCUCCUCCUCCCUCUUUCCUCCCCCUGGAGGAUCCCCACCUUUCUUCUGCCUUCAACCUUCCUGCUAUACUGAUCCCGAAGGGUUGGGGCUCAGGGCCUUCCUCCUAGGCCAUCCUGAGCCCUGAUCUUGCGUCCCCGGGAAGAGAGGAGGCUCCAGCCCCAGCCUAUGGUGGGCUGUCUCUCAUCUGGCCCAGCUACUCUCAGGACUGCAAUCACCGGUGGUGCCAUGACCCAGCUGGUUCUGGUGAUCUGGGCGUCUCUGCUGUUCUCGGAGCUCACCGCCCAACCGAUGGUGCCAGUCACGAAUGCUGCCCUGGGGAACCUCACCUGCUAUCAGUGCUUCAAGGUCAGCCAGCCCACCCAGUGCCGGCCCAGCAGGUGCGGCCCUGGCGAACGGGUCUGCAUCUCCAACGAGUUGUACAUCCAGAGGGCAGGCGUCCAGGUCGGAACCCAGAUCAGCAAGCGCUGUGCUGGCCACUGCCUCAACUCCAACAGCUUGUAUGAGUGGUCUCCAACCACUGGCACACAGAACACCAUCAUCCGGAGCUGCUGCUCCAAGCAUCUCUGCAACACAGCACCCGUGGCCUCCGGGGGGCUCUGGGCCCUGCUAGGAAGGUUUCUGCUGCCAGUGGGUCUUGGCCUCCUCUGCACUCUGUUGCCAAGACUCUGGUCCUGUGACCCCUUCAGCCCCACCAGCACCUCUCGUCCUCCACCAUGAACCCACCACCAUCCAGUCUAGGAUGUAUAGGGGCAUGCUUCCUCCCUGAGGUUGGAGAGAGAGCGCCAUCCCCUUUCCCCGGGUGCUUCUCAAGAAGAAGCAAGGGUAUUUCUGAUUCAGGGUGCUGGAUCCCAGAGAAAAGUCCUUACCUGGGGCUGGAGAGAUGGCUUAGUGGUUAAGGUGCUUGUGAAGCCUAAGGACCCAGGUUUAAUUCUUCAG
This is a messenger RNA of Jaculus jaculus (lesser Egyptian jerboa), 1665 nucleotides long. RefSeq names its product lymphocyte antigen 6 family member L (gene Ly6l). The transcript has 3 exons. NCBI's taxonomy places the organism in Eukaryota, Metazoa, Chordata, Mammalia, Rodentia, Dipodidae. Gene Ontology annotation, cellular component: plasma membrane. The record is from RefSeq and is a predicted model, not a curated record. Bases 895 to 1446 code for a protein of 183 amino acids.